Messenger RNA from Toxorhynchites rutilus septentrionalis, 1267 nucleotides. Its product is annotated as non-structural maintenance of chromosomes element 3 homolog. Gene Ontology annotation, cellular component: nucleus. The record is from RefSeq and is a predicted model, not a curated record. The coding region runs from base 179 to 949 and encodes 256 amino acids. NCBI's taxonomy places the organism in Eukaryota, Metazoa, Arthropoda, Insecta, Diptera, Culicidae. The transcript is spliced from 3 exons.
AAUAACUCUAUGCUUGCAAGAAGGGAUGUGAGCUGUGUCGUACCAACAGAAAUGAACACCAGCGUCAGGCAAACGGCAAACGAUAGUAACAAAACGGCGCGAAAACAAACAUAGGAUUGUUGUAGAAAUUAAGAGACUUAUAAUAUACACAUUCACUUCCCCCUGAAACACAACCAAUAUGCCUCGCCGCAAUGUAUCGAUGUCACAACCGUCGUCUUCGCGUCCGACUCGUUCCUCAUUGCAACCACCAGCCAGAGCUACUCAACCGGACUUCCCGGCGGCCGUCGACCCAGAUGUGGAUCAAUUGGUUGUGGGUAUGGUGAAAGCCAUUUUGAACCUUUCGGUGAACAAGCAUCCCAUCAAGAAGGCCGAUCUGGUUCAGAGUGGCCUCGGAGGGAACGGUCGUAUGUUCGCUAAAGUUAUCGGGCAAGCAAUCAGCGAGUUGAGCGAUGUUUACGGGUACAAGCUAGUGGAAAUUGAGCGGAACAAAACUUUUAUUGUUGUAUCAAACAUUGCAUCAGGUUCAAUGUGGGAUUUGAGCGAGGAUUUCCGCCGCAAGUACACACUGCUCUAUCUGGUACUGGGGUACAUAUUCAUGAAGAACGGAAGCAUUCCGGAGCAAGGGUUGUGGGAUUUUUUGACUAAACUGAACAUCCACGAAGGAGAAGAACAUCAGUACUUCGGGAACGUGCGCAAGCUGAUCACGGAAACAUUUCUGAAGCAAGCUUACCUCGUUCGAUCCAAACAGAUUGUUGAGGGGAUGAACGAGGAUCGAUAUUUCUACAGCUGGGGCGUGCGCUCUGAUCACGAGCUGAGCAAGAAGGAUAUUCUGGAAUCGUUCUGCAAGCUGAUGGGGAAGCCUUCGGUUUGCUACAUCACCCAGCAUACGGCUGCUUACGGUGCGGACAACGAUGUGGAAGAUGAUUCGAUGGAGGCUACCCAGGAGUGAUUUUGUUGAGCGUUGUUUUUGAAUUUGAGGUGUGAAUAUAAUUAUCGAAGUAAAGUCUAGUCAUAAGUCUACUGAUAUAGUUUAAUUCUCUUCAUUUUGGAUUGUGCAAAACAGCGUUGUCACACAAAAAACUAAAACCUGCUGCUUUGUUUAGGUCGGAGCUAUUGGUAUAUCUCAGCAAAUAAAUUCAUACAGUAUUUCCAGAGAAGUGAACCUGCUUCUGAUCGUCGACUUUAAAAAAAAAUUACUAGAGGCGACGAAUGUUAAGUAUUAUUAAGGUAGAAUUAACACCAAAAAAUAGAUAAAAACGAUAAAGUA